Molecule: messenger RNA, 3330 nt
Organism: Closterium sp. Naga37s-1
Lineage: Eukaryota; Viridiplantae; Streptophyta; Zygnematophyceae; Desmidiales; Closteriaceae
Source: the annotation of a GenBank genome assembly
AUGCUGUUCAUGACGAGGUUACAGGCGAAGCCGUGGAAAAGCGCAGUGAGUGUGGCGGCUCUUAAUAACGACUUCCCAUCGUCCUCUCCCUCCUCUCCCUUCUCCCCCCCUCCCCUCCUCCCCAACCCCUUCCACUCUCCCAGAGCUGCUAGAAGCCGUGGAUCGCACAAGCUACUAGAAGCGAUGGAUCGCACAGUGAGUGUGGCGGCACAGAAUGAGGGCUUUGCUCCGCUUGCGGCUCCGUGUGUUGCCAGAAACACCGUCCCUACUACCUUUCCCUCCUUCGUCCCACUCUUCUUCCCCUCUCCCAGAGCUACUAGAAGCGGUGGAUCGCACACACUGGAGCCUGUGGGAGUGCGCAAGACACCAGCAGCAAGGGAAAAGGGCAAGCUAGACCGGUCGAAAUCGAAGCCAACCUCUAGUAGAGCCACUAACGGGGCAGCUCUUAAAGGAUCCAUCAGCGCUCCAUCCCUAGACGAGCCUGGAAGCUCCUCCGAAACAGAGGGAAAAGCAGCAGGCACAGCAGGGGUGCGAGGAGGGGGGAAGGGUGCAGGUGGCGGCAGGAGAAAGAAGGUCGAGGCUAGCUCUAGUGGAGGGUCGACUGGUGGAGGCUCAACUGGUGGAGGUUCAACUGGUGGGGGAUCAGCAGCAGGAGGAUCUACUGGUAAAGGGUUAACCGGAGGGGGUACUACUACCAUGACUGUUGGGAGCUUGAUCGCUGCUGGGGCAGGGUCUGACACUCUCCUUGCGGAUAGUACUGCUGCUGCGCGCCUUGAUACAGGUGCAGACCGGAGAAGGGCAGGUGUGGAAGCAGCAGCAGGUGCAGAGGAAGGAGCAGCAGGGGGAGCAUCAGCGGGAGAAGCAGCAGGAGGGGGGAAUGGGAGCCUGAGUUCUGAUGCUAGUAAGGCAGCUGUUGCUGCUGCUGCUGCUGCUGCUGCUACUGCUGCUGCUGCUGCCACGACCGGAGCUGCUGAGGAGGCAGGUCUGGAUGCGGGGCCAGCAGCUGGUUUGGCAGCUGGGUUCGAUGCAGCCUUGGGUGGUGGAUUGGGGAUUGAGGCAGGGACAGGUGCGGAUGCUGUGAGUGUUGGGAUUGCAACAGAGGCAGGGGGGGCAGGCGGGGCAGCAGGGGCAGGCGGGGCAGCAGGGGCAGGAGGGAGCCAAGUAAGGGGUGAAGAAGGAGCAGAGAGUGAGGGAGGGAGUGAGAGGGGUGUGCAGGGUGAGGUCACAGAAGGGGAAGGAUGUGAGGGUAAGUCGAAUGCGGGUUCCCCUGGUGAGGUGCCUUUAGGGGGCGAAAGGAGGGAGGUAGAGGGAUCCAGUGCGGUUGAGAAGCAAGAUGCUGCGGUGGAAGGCGUUUCUCUGGUGGAAGGUGAAGGCGGGGUGGUGUUUAUAACAGGAGGUCAAUCGGGGCCAGGGAGGUUGGGACCAGGAUCAGAAGCGGGGGUGGGGAGUGGGAGGGGAGGAGAGUCAGGAGAAGGGGAGGUAGGAGGAGGGGAAGUGGUUGGUACUGAGGAGGGGGUGGAAGGGGAAAUGGGGCAUGAUCAAAAUGGGAGGAGAGAAGGGGUGGAGAACAGUGUAAAGGCUGAGGCUGGGGCUGGUGUUGGGAUUGCUGGCACGGAUGUGACAAAGGGAGAGGGGGUAGGGGGUGAUGGUAAGGAGGUUAGAGAGGGGAUGUUAGAGAAUGGGGGAAAGGAAGAGGAUGGGGAAGGGGGAAGAAGAGUAGGGGAGGAGGGGGGGGUAGAAAUGGAGGAGGGAGGCAGAGUGGAGGAAGCAGAGGGAGAAGAGGAGGGAGGGGAAGGAGAAGAGGAGGAAGAAGAGGAGGGUGAGGAGGAAGGGGGUGAGGAGGAAGAAGAGGAGGAGGAGGAAGCGGAGGAGGAGGAAGCGGAGGAGGAGGGUGUUGAGAGGGACAGGAAGGCAAGGGAGAAGGUGGUGAAAGCGUCAGAGACUCAGAGGGAUCUCGAGGAGGCCAAGGGACUGCUUCGAUCAGCUACAGGCAUUGGGCAAACCAAGGAGGCCAGGCUUACACGGAUCUGUGCACAGCUAUCAGCGCGGCUCCAGGAGUACAAGGCAGAGAACGAGCAGCUGGAGGAGCUGCUGCACGAGGAGAGAAACAACCGUGGAUCAGUGGAUAGUGUGGUGAGAGCAUUGCAGCAGCAGUUGGCAAGUGCACGGGCAGAGGCAGUGGCAGCAGAGGCAGCAAUAGCAGCGGGGAUGGAGGCGAAGAAUCGAGAGAUAGAGGCGCUGUGUGGUGCGCUGGAGGAUGCUGAGAGGCAGUCCGGUGCCCUCCAAGCGAAGCUCGCCUCCCUGCAGGCGAGCUCUGAAGCGCUCUCCAAGAAUCGGGACUCCACAGAGGCGCGCAUGAUUCAGGCGCUCAGGGAGGAGCUGGGUGCUGCUGAGAGGCGGUGCGACGACGAGCACGCAGCGCACCUCGUGACAAGACAGGAAGCAGCAGCACGCGAGCUCGAGUUGGAGCAGCAGGUGGCGGAGGGCGUGGCGGCGCUCUCUCGCAUGCAGAGGGCAGUGGAGGAGCGCACACAGCGAGUGUCAUCCCUUGAAGAGAAGAUAUCCGUUCUCGAGAUGGAGUGCAGCAGUCUCAACAGCGAGCUACAAGCACACGACGACAAGGCAAAGAGGGACCUCCGACGACCAGUCUCAGCAGAUGACCCCUCCGUGCUCGCGCAGGUGCAGGCAUGGAAGGAGGAGUCGGAGCGAGCGAGACAGCUGCUGCGAGAGGCAGAGGGGAAGCUAGCAGGCAGUGAGGCAGAGGUGCAGAAGCUGAGAGUGGAGGUGGAGGCCCACAAGAGGGACGCAGAUUCAUCCUCGUUACAGGCCAAUGCAGAAAUGGAGAAACGGUUCAAGGAGUUGACAGAGCUGCUGUGCCUGAAGCAGAGUCAACUGGAAACGAUGACAAGUGAGCGGCAAGCAGCGAUGCUCCAACUGGACAAGGAGCGACGAGAGCUGCAACUGGCCAAGGCACAGGCGGAGAGGGACAGAGCGGCACGUCGGUCAAUGCUGAUGGCUGCUGAUGAGGAGGACAGCGAGAUGCAGCCGCUGGAGUCCGUGGGUCUGCCCAACCGGCGCUUCAUAGGCAAGAGGAUUCAGCAAGCAGCAAAGCUCAUCGAUCAUGGCACAGUGACUGCCGGCCGCUUCCUUUGGCGCCGCCCACUUGCCCGCCUUGGACUUGUCUGCUACCUGGUCUUCGUUCAUCUGUUUCUCAUGUACCUGCUGCACAGAUUACAGGAGCAAGCGGAUGAGUUGCUGAACAAGGACCAGGUGUACCUGGCUGCAGAGGCGGCAGCAGGCAUUGUGAAGCCUCAUCCAGCUCGUCGUUAG